Mercenaria mercenaria is the source of this 5475-nucleotide messenger RNA. RefSeq names its product NXPE family member 1-like. Lineage: Eukaryota; Metazoa; Mollusca; Bivalvia; Venerida; Veneridae. The record is from RefSeq and is a predicted model, not a curated record. The transcript has 7 exons. Bases 581 to 2284 code for a protein of 567 amino acids.
UAUCCCAAUUUAAUCCUCAAUUUUAAUUUUGUAUCAAGACAAACAAUUUUUUUUUAAAUACAUCAGAUAGAAUAUGCUAACUAGAGGCUUAAAGAUUUUUCAUCUCUGACUUGAAGAUGUAACAAAGUGUUUAUAUGUAGAUUGACCCAAUAUUUACACUGAUCUAGACUUCAUGAAGACAAGUAGUCUUUGUAACUUGCAUUUAAAUCAAGCAGAAAACAAGACAUUGUGGUGUUAAGAAGGUUCGUUUUCAUUAUCUAACAAAGUGAAUAGUUAUUAAGUUUAUAUGGUAUUAAUUCGAGUCAACAACAAUUAUCAGGACUAGAAGGGACUUUAAAAAAGCUGACUUGGCGAGUUCGCUAUAGCGUUUGAGUUAUGUAUAUCUAAUGAAUACCAUUUUACUGGAAAUAGAACAAACAGAAGAAUGUUGUCAAUUUAUGGCUGUCUGUCCUUUAUAAAAUAAUGUAACAUUUCAAUGGGAAAUUACAGGAUCAUCACUUUAAAAAUACAUCGAUAACAGAAGACAUAUUAAGGUCUACACAUUUUGCUCAAUGAUAAUUGUCUUGUAUAGAAACAAACUAUGCUAGUAAAUUUUAAACAAAAAAAGACAAGGUUUUGGCUAUGUAUGUCCUUCAUCCUUUAUGUGUUAGCCAUGAAUGUGUGUUCCAUAUUAAAAAUAAACGAAGUCCAAGAGUCAGUUGAUCACAUAAAUCACACAUACAGACAUUCCAAAAGAAGUAGAAUGGGAUCAAUGGCAGAUACUGAGAGUCAUCAGAUCAAGUACAGUCGUUUAAACGUAGUUGUCAGCGAAACUGAAGCGUUGCAACACCAGCCAUGUCAGAACACAAACCGUGCAGCUGAUGCAAAGUUAUCUACACUUCAUGUGCUAGAUUCUCCGGAUAAAGUGUAUGACAUCGGAGAAAAGAUAUAUGUACUAGCAACAUUAUUUGACUCUUAUGGAGGACAGAAAUCAACUGGUGGUGACCAUCUCCGUGCAAGGAUAUUUAAUUCAAAAUUAAAUGCUUCUGCACCGGGAACAGUAUAUGAUCAUAAAAAUGGAUCAUACACACUUAUCUUUGAAGCUUUAUGGAGAGGGAGGUCUAUGAUAUCGGCAUCAGUAGCAUACACAAGAGAAGCAAUAACAGCUUUAUAUCGAAUGUUCUACGAGGUAGUUUCCGUCAAAAAUAUUCUGGCGAGGUACAAAUUUCAGAACUACACUGAAGAUGCUCUGUGCCAUCCCGAUGUGAAUCAUUUACUUGCUUGUACCAAAUACAAGGAUGCAUGUAAUUUCACAAGGUUAAAUUCAGAUAUGCCGUGGUACUGUGGAAAACCGCAGAAUCCGAAAUUACAAUGUAGUGACUGGAAAUUCGUGAAAAGUUUACCUUCGAAAUUGCCUUCUUUUCUCAGUAAAUGCGAAAAGGAGCUACUAGAUUACAGAUCUCACCAAGGUUUUACCAGUGUCAUUAACGUAACAGUGAAGAAACCUAAACAGAAUCAGGGAAGAGAAAUUUUGCAAUAUUAUCAACCAAGCAUUCCAUGCGCCAAAUACAAAUCAAGUAAACUUUGGUACAAAAAAUAUACUACUGGAUAUUUCUUCCAAGGCCGUUGGAAGCUCACACAUUGCAAAGGUUUAAAUAACGCCAACAUUCAGGAAUGCAUGAGAAACAAAAUACUUUACCUUAUAGGAGACUCCACAACAAGGCAGUGGUACACUUAUAUUCGUGAGCAAUAUGCCUGCAUACAGUUUACAGAAAAAUGGACAGACAAAAAAUGGAAAAGACCUGCUGGCUGCAGAAUUGAAAGCAAUAAUUUUACUGUCAAAAUAGGAUUGCACUGUCAACCUUUUCAUGUUGGUCUUAACUGGAUGGACCCGAAAUAUACCCUGAUAUCGAUAUCAAAACAACUUGACUUAAUAUCAUCAAAUGAAGAGGCAAUAUUUGUAUUUCAUAUUUUUGCGCACAUCAGAUCGAUUCAUUUUGAACAUUUUAGGAAUAAGAUGCGAAUAAUUCGUGCUAGUAUAGAGAAACUUUUACAAAGAAAUAACAAAGUAAAAAUAUUCAUCAAGAUGCCUCAUACAUUUACACUGCAGAGCCCUGGGUUGUACGAUUUUUUGGGAUAUGUUUUUACGCAAAUUUUAUUUGUGACAUUUAAUGGGUUGUAUGAUAAGGUUAUUGUCUUGGACAAUAAAGACGCGACCAAUUCAGUUGCUUCAGCGACUAUGCACCCAGAUCGUUUUAUUGUAAGUGCAAUGGUAGAUCAGUUGUUUAGCUAUCUUUGCAAAUAAAAAUAUUAUUACGAAACGAUGAGACCGGUGUAGCGUGAAAUUUGACGGACCGUUAAAUCGUUCAGAAAGAAAACGUUUCUGGCAGAUAGAUUUCACGCUGCAGCCGUGAAGUAGCUCAGCCCGGUGAGAUUCAUAAGACAAAUAAAGAUAAUCGAAUGGAAUCGAUAAAUACUGUUACAGAAAUCUAGUCACGAUCCUGACGAACGUUGAUGUUGUAGCAUUGUUGUUAAGUAUAGUCUGCCUAUAUAUCCAAAAAGAGGCCUAGAAAUUGCCUUUGAUGGCAUUUUCUGUUAAUGCCCGACAGCCAUGUUCAUUGUUAACUUUAUAAAAAUUGAAAACUUUUCAGGGGGGCUGUCGCCUUCUAAGGGUCAUAGUAAGGUCACAGCACAAGGUCAAAGGUCUGUAAGUGCAUUUUUGUUAUAAACUUCAGAUUUUUGCCGUUUUUCCUACAUUCUGAUACAAACUUGUAUUUUUUGUGACAAUUAUGAAUCUGAAAAGUAAAAUAAAUUACUUCUAAUAGAUUUAUUGCAUUUGAGACUGGCAAAAUUUAAAACAACGAAGGUUAUUUCUAAAGAAUAAGCUUAACUGUUCGUAUGUUCUGAUAUUUUGUUCAUUUAUGAAAAUUAUCUUUCUCGUGUUUCUAAAACUUCCGUUUUCAGACUAACAAUUUCCAUAAAGGCUGGUUGGUUACCUGUAUGAUUGUCUGUUUGAACAGUACAGGUAGAAAAAAAUCUAUGGCGCGUAUUUAAUAAAGACUAGUACAGUCAAACUUCGUUUGCUCGAAUUCGGAUUAUCCAAUUACAAACAUAUACUACUUCUGACCCGAACUCAGCGUCAGGGCUGCAUAAAGUAUAUUUCACGUUUGCCUGUACUACUGAUAUCUCGAAAACAUUUUGCUUGUCCGUCGAGCUCUAGCAAACAUAUUGUGACAGAUCUAAAGUUCCUUUCGGAAGCAUAUAACUCAAGGACGUAAAAAUAGCAAAAUCGGUUUGAUUAAGUCUGUUUGCGAGAUGUGCAAAUUCUCGCAAGCAUUACCUAUAAUGAUCUAUGCUGUCAAUCAAAACUCUAUUCAAGUGGUUUACGCUUGUGCUGUAGCAAUUUCAUGAAUGUGUAGGCAUCUAGAAAUACUACCUAAGUGUAAAUAUAAAUGUCAUAUAACCGCAAAUGUUAUAUUUUUGUGUGUUUAUUUUUUAUUUAUUUUGUUUCUCAUUCCAUUGGCAUGAAAAUGGUACUUUUCAUAUUUUUGAAUCAGGUAAAAAUAUUUCUUGCACUUUAACAUUAGGCUAUUAUAAGAACUGGUAUCCGCUCUUCCAGUGUUUCCAAUAUCUAAAAUUUUGUAACUAUUUGUUUAUUUUUGUUCUAUAGAUGUCAUAAGUUCAAAAAGGCUUGAUAAUUGUCAGUGAAUUUGAAAGUAUAUCGAAUGAUAUUAGUAUGAUCUUUAUGACUGUGAAUAUAGGAGCAAAGCAUGUUUAUUUUCCUGUUACAAAACCUUUAGAUUUCCGAGAGAUUGGUUGGUGAUAAAACCCAGUAGAGCAACUUACCUAUGUAUCACAAAGGAAUCUACUGAUGUUAUAAGAUAGACAAAUGUGAGCUUACGCUAUUGUAGCCUUAAACGUGUAAAAAUAAAUAUAUUGUCAAUUUUAUUCAGUGCGGGAUGCUAGAAUGAACUACACUUAUACAGAAAUAACUUCUUACCCAUAUAUAAAAAAAUGAAUUAACGCCAUAACACUUCGUAAGCUUUACAUCUAAGCCUGACAUAUUCAAUAUUUAUUAUAAACCCAUAGUUUUGAAUUUCAAAUCCCUUCUUCAUGCUCUUCUCAUUCUGCAGGGAGUUAUUUUUUCGCGUUGUAUAUCUCUUGGUAACUAUCGAACCACCAUAUUUCAUCAUUUUGAUUAGCUGAACUAUCAUCUGUCAGUAAUCAUGAAAAUACCUCGCUGAAUGAGCCUCAAUGUUACUAUUAUAAAAGAUUAUAAAUCAACCUUCUGAUGUUUUAUAUAUGUACCCUUAUUUUUACAUUUUAUUUGUAAAACAUAUGAAUGACUAAUGUUUCGGUGUCAAGACACAAGCUUUGUUUUCACAAUUUUAUCAAGGACAUCCUGUCUGAAAUCUAGUGUCCGAUCUGUAAAUUGUUACGAUCUGAUUCGUUUUCAUCAUUUGUUUUGAUCAGGAAGUAAGAGUAUAGAAGCAAAGCCAAAGAUGAAAAAAAAUCGAAACAGAAAUGGCGUGCUGUAUUUACAGAAUAAAAUGAUGUAAAUAUCGCAUUAAGAGCGUCGGUGAGAGAAAAUCUAGUUCUUGAAAUGUGCUACUUAAUUGCAAAUACACAAAAUAUGAUGAUUAUAUGACUGACCGAUAGUAACAAAAAAAAAAGAAAUAUAUUACAGAAUAUCAAGGGAAUAUUGUAUAUAUUAACUGGUUGAAAUCCUACAGAUCUGUUUCGUUUAGUUUAUGGCCGUACAUGUACUGUGUACACCUAUGAUAUGACCAGUAUUUCCAUUAUUCUUCUAAAUUGGUUCUAUUUAACCACCACCCGUGUGGACAAAUUAACAUAAAUAUAUACCAUGUAAUGAAUCAAUACCAGAUUUAAAAUUAUUUUAGGGGCUGGAGAAGGAUUCCAUAUUAUAUUAUAUAUGUUACUUUCAACAGUAUUUCAGUCAUUUAACGGCGACCAAUUAGCCUAGUCAGUGUUCUGAAGUCGCUGAAAGUAGUAGCUAUUUCCCCGCAAGUAACUGCAAACUCACGACCCAGCGAUCCUUAGAUCUACGCCAUACUGAUUGAGCUAAAAUACUUGUUUGUAUACAUGAUUUUAACUAUAUAAUGAGAACUUUAUACAUUUAUAUGUAAUUCAUUUUCAGCUGUAGUAUUCUUCCACAAAACCAGUCAUAUUUUUUCUUUCGCACACGUUUUUCAAAAGGUGUACAAUAUGAAAAUAUUCUUUUUAUAGUCAGUACAAAGCUUAAAUUCAAAUUUUAUUGCUGCCUGAAAUGCAAGAAAUGCAUUUGCAGUGUCAUUUUAUAAUUAUAUGCUCAACAAUUUUUCUAACUCAAACAAAUUUUCUAACCCUGACUUUUGUUUUUAUCUCUAACAAAUUUUGACAGAUUUCAAUGAAAAUGGAAAGAUGAAAUGAAAAUUGGAUACAUUGUUUAAUGACCAUUUCAAUUAAAUAGGCGCUAUCAAUUGUGCGUACAUUCGU